Molecule: messenger RNA, 1141 nt
Organism: Melanotaenia boesemani (Boeseman's rainbowfish)
Lineage: Eukaryota; Metazoa; Chordata; Actinopteri; Atheriniformes; Melanotaeniidae
Product: immunoglobulin kappa light chain-like
Exons: 5
Coding region: 4-1032 (342 amino acids)
Biological process (GO): response to bacterium
Source: RefSeq, a predicted model, not a curated record
ACGAUGACUUCUACACAGUUUGUCUUCUGGCUAACAUGUUUGUUUUUAGGGGAAACAGUCCAUCUGACAUGGUCCACAUCUGUUGAACAAGAGAGGGGUUUUAUUUCAGCUGAUGUUGGUGAAAACGUGACUUUGCAGUGUUUUUAUAAAGGGAGUGAUUCAGCCUGGCUUUUCUGGUACAUUCAAACUCUAGGACAGAAACCAAGGCUCAUCUCUGAGUUCUAUGUGUUUGAUACGAAAUACACUUUAAAAAAUGAAUUCCAUAACAAUCCACGCUUCACUCUUGAUAUAAACAAACCUUUAAAUCAUUUAAAGAUCUCAGAAGUUAAGCUGUCAGACUCAGCUACGUACUACUGUGCUGCUAGUUAUGCAGCAGUCCUGACUUUUGCUGAAGGUGCCACACUCAGAGUAAAAGAUUCAGGAUCUGGCAUCCCAGCUUCAGUCCAUCAACCAGAAUCUGAGACCAUCCAGCCAGGAGGCUCUAAGACUCUGAGCUGUACAGUACAUACUGGGACCUGUGAUGGAGAACACAGUGUUUACUGGUUCAGAGACUCUGGAGAAUCACAUCCAGGACUCGUUUACAGCGGCGGAGGCAGGAAUGAUCAGUGUGAAAGAAACCCCAACACGCAAACACACACCUGUGUGUACAGUCUGCCGAUGAAUGUAUCCAGUCCUGGGACUUUCUACUGCGCUGUUACAGCAUGUGGAAACGUCAUGUUUGGAAACGGGACCGAAGUAACCGUCGCAAGAGACGAGAACUUUGUGUUGGUGUAUAUCUUGGCUGGAGCUCUGAUGUUCACCACCACCACGGUUGUUUUACUGAGUUUCUUCUUGUACAAGAUGAUCAGACGAAGGAGCUGCCAAUCCACAGAGUCAAGAUUUCCAGCUCCUCCUACAACAAGCACAGCGGGCAAUGGUGAAGAUCCAGACAGUGUCCAUUAUGCGGCGUUACAUGUUAACCAGACCAACAGCUCAAGAAGACAAAGGAACAGCUGUAAGACUGAAUGUGUUUACUCCAGCGUGAGGCAAUGAAACUAAACUUGCUAAAAAUAUUGCAAGUGUAGCUUUAGAAUAACUUCAUAAACUUGGCACAAUAAGUAAGUAAAUAUGUGUUUGAUGGAUCAAUUCUUUGUUGUAACAA